Molecule: messenger RNA, 4105 nt
Organism: Protopterus annectens (West African lungfish)
Lineage: Eukaryota; Metazoa; Chordata; Ceratodontiformes; Protopteridae
Gene: DCP1B
Product: decapping mRNA 1B
Exons: 9
Coding region: 484-2229 (581 amino acids)
Biological process (GO): deadenylation-independent decapping of nuclear-transcribed mRNA; positive regulation of catalytic activity; deadenylation-dependent decapping of nuclear-transcribed mRNA
Cellular component (GO): P-body
Molecular function (GO): enzyme activator activity; mRNA binding
Source: RefSeq, a predicted model, not a curated record
CACCCUUUUGGUGCAAGGGCAAGAAAGACGAAGUUUAGCUGUUUUGUGUUAAUAUUACCACAUUACUAUCGUUACAGCUAAUACUUGAAAAAAAUUGUAAUGUUUGGAACAGUACCUCUUGUGGUCGUGGUAUAAAAAGUUUGGUAGCUUAAUCAUUUAAGUAGUUAAACAUCAUGAAGACUAGUAGUGUUUAAUGUUGGUAUGCAGCAAGAGUUAUUAACACACUAGAGUAAACCUAAUGUAAGUGCUUAUGUGUUCUGUCACUCUUUGCUUGUGGGAUGUUCUUCCGGGUGGGGGGUGAAGGGAGGAAUAAAGUAGCAGUAUUUUGAACAUUAUAGCUUAGGAAAGGAUCGAAACAUAUGGGUUCGCUGCUUUUGCGGACAUCAAGCCAAUGAAGCAGACAGCAUUUUAAGUGGCUUUUGAUUUUCGGGGUCGAUCUUGAUUUGGAUCCAUAGCUCUGUCCAUCUUAAUCUCAACCCAAAAAUGAUGACUUUCGGAGAAAAGGAAAAGACUGACGUGGAGGGGACACUUUUUGUGUACACAAGGUCAGCUUCCCCCAGGCAUGGCUUUACCAUCAUGAACAGAUUAAAUAUGGAUAAUAGGACGGAGCCUAUCACCAAGGACCUUGACUUCCAACUCCAGGAUCCAUUUCUGCUGUACAGAAAUGCAAAAUUAUCAAUAUAUGGAAUUUGGUUUUAUGACAAGGAGGAGUGUCAGAGAAUUGCGGAACUUAUGAAAAAUUUAACCCAACAAGAACAGUUGAAAGUAAAUUCGGGAGUGUUCUCCCCUAAGAUCACAGAUUCAUACAAGGGCAAAUCAGUUGACAUUUUGCAGAUGCUGACCAAUGCUGGAGCAGAGUAUGCUAAGAACAGGAUGUGUUCAGAACCAAAGCAAAUCACCAAUUCCACUACGGUCUGUAACAAUCCUAACCUAAUUAAGCCUAUUCCACUGAAAGCGACUGAUGUACAAUGUCAGAGUGGACAUCAGCAGAUGCAGCCAUCAACUCAGACGACUUCUCAGUUGGACACAGUGGAACACCUGCAGUCAGCGGAGGCAAAGUAUCAGCAAAUUAAGGCAUUUACGCACCGUGAGAUUGCCCGUUCCUUGUCUUAUGAAGAGCCUAGCCGUUUAGCAGGGAGACAGAAAAUCCAGGUGCAAGAAAGACAGCUCUGCCCAGCUAUCCAGAAACUAAUGAUCCAAGGCACAGACCUGCAGACAGUGUCAGAACUUCCAGAAAACUUUCUGUGCAAGCAUAACAACGAUUUUCCUUCUGCCAAUGUUCCUCUAUUGAGCUCUUUCCAAAUGCAGUGUGGCCCAGGAAACUUGUCCUUCAUCCCCACGCAGGACAGUAUUAAAACCAGAAAUCUUCUAGAAAACCUAAGGUGGCCCCAGGUUCCUGUAGAUUUCAGUCCAGCAAUUUUUAAGGCCAGCACCAGUGUUAAAUCCACUGAAUUGGGGGGCAUUAGCAGCUGUACUGACUUUAGAGGCACUGGAUCUGGAAACUUCACUUGCUGUCCAGAUCCUUAUCCUACAAAGGUAAAGGACAGUGGAACCUGUAGCAAUCUUGGAGCCAUUACACUAGGAGGGGCUUCUGACUUUUUCAAGAAACCAUUUUCUCAUGCCACAACAUCACAGAUACAAGGAUCUCAUCAAACUCCGGAGGUUUUUAUGAGUCCUGCAGCAUUUAAAAAAUCUACAGAAACCACCAGCCACCCAUCAGACUCAGGACUCAUUUCACCUCAUGAGCUCCUAAAACGUCUCCAGACUGUACAGGAAGAGCAGGUACUAACACCUUCAAGGCCCAUGUUAGCAGCUAAGUUUCAGCUUGUAUCUCAGGACACCUCAACCCUAAAGCCACUAGAUUCUUGGAUGGACAAGACUCAAACUGCUCAGAAGCAGAAACCCCUUUUUCAGAGCCUUUCUCAUCUGACCAUUCAGUCUACGACUGCUCCAGCUGUGUUGAUGUCUCCCUUGGAAUUCACGCAGUCCAAGCCAUCUGGUCCAAAAGCAAAUGAGAGCAACCAGUUACCUCUGCGAAAUCUGGAUACAGGGCAGUGCACUUCUAGUUUCCCAAAGAGAUGGCCAGUAGAGGAGCCAACCCCCCUUACCAAGUUGCAACUCCAGGAAACACUCCUACAUCUGAUUAAGAAUGAUGCUGGUUUUCUUGACACCAUAUAUGAAGCAUAUCUCUGCAGACUAAGCAACACUGCAACCAAAACGAACAUAUGAGAGGUGCUUAUGGAAGUCUGAACUUUGAUGUGCUGAAUUAUAAGAUGCAGCUUUUUCAGCUGUUAGCAAAGGUGCUAGCUCCUUUUAAACUGUAAUUGGAGAAUACUGUACAGAAAGAAUGGCUGCAGGGGCACUUUAUUGUCAAAAGGUGGUGAAGGAGGAUGCUCAGGAAAGUAUAGGAGUGACUAGAGAGAUGCUUGACUUGGUGGAAAAAAGGCUCAAGUUCUUCUCUUUGAGUCAUACAGAAAAAGAAGAUGGUAGACAGUUAUUCUCUUCUGUUGUGGAACGUGUGUUUUUUGUUCCUCUCAUUUUGAUAUAGGCUGUGACUUUUCCUGAUUACAUAAUCUUAGACUUAAGGGGGAAAAAUACAGAGCCUAUUGUAGUCACAGAAAAUAACACAUAUUACUGAUCCAGGGUACAAGACCCUCAACACAGUUUGGCACAGUAUCUUUCAAGGAAAAAUAAGCAGUUCUACAUUUUUGCAAAGAUACAGUAGAAGGACAUUUGCACCCCAGUGCACGACACUGUGUCUCAGCAUUAACCCCAACAUUUUAACUAAUUUUACUGCACUCCUUAUGUCCUGAAUUUGUGUUGCAUUCUCCCUAUUAACAUUCAGGCAGUCCUACAAACUGCCCUUGUAUACCCCAAUAGACACCCACCAUUUCUACUCCUGCUUGACUCCAGUGAUCAUUGGGGAUUGCACCCCUGAUGAACCCAGGAAGUGUGUUGAGAUCAUCAUCAUGUCUAGACCUUGGAACCAUGGUAAAGUUGUAGUUUUUCCAAAUUUUUGUUUUUGGAAUUUGCAGUGAUGCUGUGCUCUGUUCAGCUACAACACACCUAUGCAUACUGUGUGACCAGAUGUCAGCUCUGUGUGCCUUGCUGCUUGGUGAGGGUGCUUUUGCUAAAGGUGCUGGAUAUUCUGCAUCUGCUAACUUGGACUCUUACUUUCCUGUAAGAUGAAGUAACAGACCCUUACCAUCCCAAAAAUAACUCCCCCAACCUUGUCCUGCAGAGCUUGAGCUAGUAAUAAAAUGUGAGCCAUUGUCAAUGUAACUUGUGAGUAAAACUCCUGCACCAGCAGAGCUGGCUGUGAUAGGUGCUGUGCCUGAGUUGCAGGAGUGCAAGAUUUCUGUUUGCACUGCUGUCUCUUCCUCUUUUUUUUCAGCACUGUGCCAUAGUUGUUCUAAAUUUACUAAUUUCUCGUAGGGGAGUCCUGCACUAUACUCUGCUGAAAAUACCCUGAUGGAUUUAUUCCUUGGUUUUAUAAUUGCUUCAUCCAACAGGACAGUAUAGUUCUUCACCUGGCCUUUGGAUACUUUGAGCAUGUGCUGGGUUGUCUGACAGCAGAUCAUGCACUUGGGAUUUCAGCACAUAAUAGUAAUGUCUUGGAAAACAUUUUUGUUGGUAUCUAGGAGGGGCAGCCUGUACCACCUGAUGAUUACUGUACUUUCAUUGACAUUGUCACUAUCAUAUUUGCCUGUGUAUUUCAUGUUGUUGUCACAUUUGUUGUCAUUGUUUCUGAGAGUGCAGUAAAUCACAGCAUUCCUCUUCUACCCUCAGCAUAUUUAGUUUUUCCUCAACUUCAAAUCCUUUUAGGAUUAUCAUCCUUUUUAUGUUGGAAGCCUCUCUGUUUCUCACAGCAUCAUGUGGACAGUUUUACAAGACAAAUGUCUAGUUUGUAAAUUACUAAAUGUUGGCCUGUAAUCACUGUGGAGUUUGAGCUUAUUUUAAAUUUAACUUCUAUUUCCAGGCAACGAUCACUGCCGAACAGGAUUACUUUCUCUCCUGUUCAUUGUUUAGGUCUGAUUGUUCUCUCCCUGAAAACCAGUGAAAAAGUUUGCCUCAUAAUUUUAAUAAAAUAAAAGUAAGGACUGUA